CCUCUCUCCCUCUCUAAUCGUUUCCUGUCGUCUUUGAGCUGGCCCGGUGCUGUUCUUGCCUCCUUUGCGGGGCUGGGAACCUUGAGUUCCUCCUAUCUGUUCUUGGGUUAAGAGGCGUUUUUACCCCCCCUUCGUUUCUGGCGACUGGUUUCUGGUGGUCGUGUGCGCGCCCCCCACCUUCUGUCUGACUGGUGUUUGGUGUCCUUGUGGCGAUUCUUCUUCGUUCUCUCUGUUUCUGAAGGAAGAUACCAUUUUGGAUCUUUGCUGGAGCGCUUUACUGUGAUACUACUGUCUGCUUUUUUUUUUCCCUACUGUUGGUUUUUCUUUGCUUCUGCAGCUUCUGAUCCACAGCUCUUGAUUCCGGAAGGUGACAACAUGUCUAUUCGAUUUCCCUGUUUUUUUUGUUCUUUAUUGUAGAGUUCUAGGCCCCUUCGGUGAGAUGUAUGCGUCACAAGCUUUCCGUGUUUUCCAGCGCUGUUUGAUCUGAGCCCAAGUAGUUGGUCAAGAACUGGGGAUACUGAGUUGAAUAUGAUCUCAAAUCCGGUGGACUGGUAUAGUUUCGGACCCGGAUAGAAUUGGUAGGGAUGCAAGAUUGGAGGGUGCGUGAGUUCGAAGGUAAAUUCACUGAUGAGUUUGCCCACAGCAGUAGCAACGAACAUAAAGGUGGAGUUGAGGCUUCUGGUGUCAUUAGUAGUAAGAAGUUGAAGCAUGCAGUUGCUAAUGAGAAAAUCCAAGGUGUCAUCCCCGGUACAAAUAGCUCAGGUUCACUGAAACGUAAUUCAGAGAACAUCCAACAUGCGAACGGGGUAUUAUCCCAGAAUAUAAGCUGCGCUGGUGACUACAAAAAUGGCUCCAUUGCCUUUCCUUUGAGAGAAGAAAAUACAAUAACUGAGACCAGAUGUCCAGAUGAUAACUGGAACUCCUGUCAGUUUGCACUGAACAAUGGUUCGUCCAUUCUCAAUAACCACAGUGCUCCCCAGGAUAGCCUCACUUAUGGAGAUAAUGAUCUAAACUACAUCGAAUGGCCUGGCAUUGACAAUUUUGAGGAUGUCGAUACAUUAUUCAGGAGUUCUGAUUCAACAUAUGGUCAGCAGCAGCUGGAGAAUGCAGAUGGGUUAUCUUGGAUUCCGUCUUCAGAUGCUGUUUACUCUACCGAUGUUGCUUUGCAACAAGGGCUUGAUUCGUCUUAUUCAGAUUAUGGUAUUCUGGAUGAUCUCUCCGCAUUCCAAUGUGCAGAAGAUAAAUCACUACCCUUGGUUGAUCCUUCAUCAGCUUUAUGUGAUAAUCAAUUCAAUGAUACCUACCUGUUCAGUGAACAAAAGAAUGUGAAUGCAUAUGGUGAACAGAUAUACCAAGAGGAUUUGAUGGAGUUGUUGCCCACUGACCAGAUAUGCAGCGGACAUGAAAACAUUGAUAUGUUGCAGGUUGGAAACCAGUAUCCAUCUGAAAAUGCAAUUCAAGGUACCGAAGAUAAGAAAUUCUCUAUAGCGUCAACUUCCCAGCUGAGUUCUCAGAAUUUACUGAAUCAAAGACACCACUUAGAUUCCAGUUCACCAAGCAAUAUUACUUCGGAGUCCUAUCCAGGAAAGUUCGGUCCAUCUAGCUGUUCUUCUGCACAAAGAAACUCAAAAGCUGGUGUGACACUUAAGUGCGCAAAUGCAGUGCAGAAGAAAACUGUCAACAUACAACCAAGACAGCCAGCAAAUGAUAAUGUUAUGAACACAAGCAGAGCUUCUUACCCUUGUGAGAACUAUGAAACUGAAAGAAGAGGAUUAGGGAAAAGAACUCUGGGGGAUCCUCAAGUUACAAUGGGUAGUUCAAUGGUAGUGGAUGGCUCAUUUGUAUCAUCUAUGUCCUCUGAUAACUCAGUCGAAGAAAGCAGCUUUCAACAACUGCAGGAUGCUGUUAGUCAGCUGGAUGUGCAAACCAAAUUGUGCAUCAGGGAUGGUUUAUACCGAUUGGCACGAAGUGCGCAACAUAGACAAGUUUUUCCAAAUACGAUGAACAGCAAUGGUGGUAGCGAGGACGGAAAGGAACUGGAGAACGCAGAAACUUCGUGCAAGUUCAUGGACCCUCGGAGCAUCGAGACGCAGACAAACCCGAUCGAUCGGUCUAUAGCUCUGCUACUUUUCCGCGAGUCAUCUGGCGGCCAUGUCCAUGUGGCUGUAGCAGCCGACGAUGCCUCGUCACUGAAAUCCCCUGCUGGUGUAUGAUUUCCUGCCUGCCACAUCUCAGUUCCAGGGCCCUGCUGCUAACCCAGGAUGUUUCUAGGCAUGUAUGUAAAAAAAAAAACAAGCGUAUUGUGUAGCCAAUAGUCUGUACUCUGUAGUCACAUUAAUUUUGUCAUGCUUGUAUCCUAUUGCUAGACGGCCGAUGUGCUAACCUAGUGCUGUUGACUCAAAUUUUAUGCGUAAUCUAAAAAAAAUUAUUUCUUUU
Zea mays is the source of this 2436-nucleotide messenger RNA. RefSeq lists its product as uncharacterized. Lineage: Eukaryota; Viridiplantae; Streptophyta; Magnoliopsida; Poales; Poaceae. Gene Ontology annotation, biological process: regulation of DNA-templated transcription; circadian rhythm. Bases 585 to 2213 code for a protein of 542 amino acids. The transcript is spliced from 9 exons. The record is from RefSeq and is a predicted model, not a curated record.